CACACUACUAUUAAAAUGAGGUUAUGUUUCGCACUGCAUUAAUAAACGUAUAUGCUGGUAAGAGGAUGAAAGAGGGGUAUCGAGAAUAAACGCAAUUAAAGUUUUAUAUAACUAUGUUCGAUAUAAACUAUCGAUAUAUUAUAGAUUAGAAGUAUAUUGUACUAGAACAAGAAAGAGCUUCUCAUUUGUUUGUUCAGUUCAUACUGACCACGCUUAAAGUUCAUGCGUUUUUACGUAAAAAAAUUUUACUUAUAAUUUUUUUAAGUGAGAACAUGAUGUCAUCGUCGUAGAAUACGCAUAAUAAAAUUUAUUUUAUCGUCUUCGUCCUCAUCGUUGUCGAUUAUAACUUGUACAGUAACAAUCAACAACAGUAAUUAUUGUUAGCUUAUCUUUUAAUGUCCAUUCGACGUUUUAAUUUAUUAUUUUCACAACGAUUUUUAUUAAUAUUUUUAUUAUUAUGCAGUUCAUUACUCAUUCUGGCAUUUAUAAAGUAUUCUAGAAAACAAGCAACGAAAUUAUUAUCAUAUGAAAAACAACAGACGAAAGACUUAAUAAAUAAAAAUGAACAAACAAUAUUUGAAAGGAAUCGACAACCAGACAUAAAAUCGGACAAGAACUUGAUGAACAAUGGUGGUGGUGGUCUAUUAUCUGAUCCACUACAACGAGCUGCUCAUCUUGAAAAAAUUACAAAUGAUGAAAAUGAAUCCAACUAUCAAUGA
Didymodactylos carnosus is the source of this 719-nucleotide messenger RNA. The record is from the annotation of a GenBank genome assembly. Lineage: Eukaryota; Metazoa; Rotifera; Eurotatoria; Philodinida; Philodinidae.